Messenger RNA from Conger conger (European conger), 1548 nucleotides. RefSeq names its product EBNA1 binding protein 2 (gene ebna1bp2). The record is from RefSeq and is a predicted model, not a curated record. Bases 149 to 1087 code for a protein of 312 amino acids. Gene Ontology annotation, biological process: rRNA processing; ribosomal large subunit biogenesis. The transcript is spliced from 9 exons. NCBI's taxonomy places the organism in Eukaryota, Metazoa, Chordata, Actinopteri, Anguilliformes, Congridae. Gene Ontology annotation, cellular component: nucleolus; preribosome, large subunit precursor; nuclear periphery.
GGACUUUAAAAAUAUGCACAUGGCACUAUUUGUUCCCCCUUCACGCCACAUGUGACAAACCAAACGUUGUGUGGCAGAAGGUUACCCGUGUUCAUGGACAUAGUUCUUAACUAGUUACGAAAGUAUUCAAAAGCGGUAUUUAUUUUAGAUGAGUAUGGAAGCAGCUGAAGAUGACCCUCAGUUAGGCCUUUCUUCUGAAGAGGAAGAUUGUGAAUUAUCCGACGGAGAGCUUCAAGUGGCCUUUGCUAAAGGUUGGCUGAAGCCUGGCUUAAAUGUAGCUCAACCGGAACCAAAGGCUACAGUCAACAAAACGGAGGCAAUGAAACAGUGCCUGUUGGAGUUCCAGAGGGAUUUGCCCUGGGUUGAAAGGCUGGACCUGACCAACAGCCCAGCAACUGACAUUGUUGCCAAAGCCGAGGGAACGCUGACUGCACAAAACACUGAAGAUAUCAAUGCAGAGGAUGACUUCCAGAGGGAAAUGUAUUUCUACCGCCAAGCACAAGCAGCUGUCCUUGAAGCUUUGCCACGGUUAAAGAAACUGAAGAUUUCCACUAAACGGCCAGAAGAUUACUUUGCAGAAAUGGCCAAGACUGAUCAGCAAAUGCAAAAGAUCAGAAAAAAGCUGAUUAUGAAGCAGACGGCGAUGGAAAGGUCGGAGAAGGCAAAGGCCCUCAGAGAGCAGAGGAAGUAUGGCAAGAAGGUUCAAAUUGAGGUCCUCCAAAAAAGACAGAAGGAGAAGAAGGCGAUGAUGUCGGCUGUGAAGAAAUAUCAGAAAGGAAUGACUGACAAACUGGACUUCCUGGAUGGAGAUCAGGGAAAGGGCAAGGGCAAGAAUGAAGCCAGAACGCCAAAGGCAGCAACGAACAAGAAAGGUCCCAAUGCGAAGCGAAAGUUCAAGGAUCAGAAGUUUGGUUUCGGUGGAAAGAAAAGUGGAUCCAAAUGGAAUACUAAGGAGAGUCACAACGACGUGUCGGGAUUCAAAGCCAAGGUGGCUCAUGGGAGAGGGAAAAAAUUUGGAGGAAAGCAGAAACCAAAUAAACGCCCAGGCAAAGACACCCGCAGAAAGAUGAAGAGCCGUUCAAGAUAGGCAGCCCUGUCAACAAGUUUAAUUAUUUUAUUUUUUUUGAUAAUUGUUUUUAUUCAUCGGUCUGCAUUUUCUCUUCUGAGAGUCCAGCCUUUGCAGCUACAUACAUUAACAGCACGUUUAGUUUAGAUGGCUGGGCUGGAGUAUUAGGUGUGGACUGCGUCAGAGACUCUGCAGGUGAUUGAUAUGCCUGAGCGUGCUUGGAACAAUCCCUUGUGUUUCGAUAAAAUCUUUUCUUGUAAACGCCCCCCUUUUUUUAAAUGCCAUGGUUCAUUUCGCGGUACACUCUAAUGGAAAGAAAAUGGAGGACAUGUAUUUCAAAGGACAGACGGUUCAGUGGUUCCAGUGCUUGCUUCACUCAAAUGUAUUUGAUCUGUGUAAAUUUUACAAAUGUAUGCAUUUCAUUUUGUACAUGCACAGCUAAAGUGAUGAAAAGAAGUUUUAUUAAAUAAUUGUAGAGCUAA